This is a messenger RNA of Mercenaria mercenaria, 5569 nucleotides long. RefSeq lists its product as uncharacterized. The transcript is spliced from 4 exons. The coding region runs from base 1 to 3789 and encodes 1262 amino acids. NCBI's taxonomy places the organism in Eukaryota, Metazoa, Mollusca, Bivalvia, Venerida, Veneridae. The record is from RefSeq and is a predicted model, not a curated record.
AUGGCAGAAAAUAUCUCAAAAUUAGUGGAUAAGGGGUUUCAAAACUGGAUAAAAGCCAAUCUUGCCUUGAACAUUACCAAGGAUGGAAUUGAGGAUGUCGUGUUAACUGAGAUAAACACGUUUCAUCAAGACACACUUAACGACAUAUUAUCACCGGAACAAAUUCUAAACAAUGAUCUCUGUAGACAAUGUAAAAACGAAAACAUCUUGCCGUGCCCUACGAGAGGUAUUUGUAUAGUGAAAACAGGUCUCUGUUCCUUCCACUAUACGCAACAGAAAUGGUACCGUCCAUGUCCGAAACAUAUCUGUGAUCGAUUGAGAGAAAAGAUAAAACAAUGCCACAAGUACAAUUUUCCAUCUUGGAAAAACACUAAAGCGGAGGAUUGGUGUCAGAACCCGUGGGAACUGGCAAAGUGCUACCUGCCUCCGGAUGGAUAUCUCGGUGUCACUUCUAUAGCAGAAACAGAUAUAAAUGGUAUUGUCAGUGUCAUCAUGAACCAUUCGGCCUUCAAAAACAAAGUCAUCAUGCGCAGUUGUGAUCAGGUCCGGGAGGUAACUAGAAGAGUACGACAUUCUCCAGACCUCUGUAUAAGUGAUCAAGAUAUGAACAAUAUCCUCGACACACUGGUCGCUUUUCUAGGUUCUAGUCUGUUCCAGGGAGAUUUAAAGGCAGCAACAUCUGUUCAGAAAAUAACUAAGUUGAAAACGGAUUCUCUCACAAUAACAACAAACGACGUCACAAAAGUUCUUCAAAAUGUUAUACAUGAAAACACAAAAAAGUCCCUGCAAGUGGUCAAUGAAACACUAGCUGAACGCGCACGCGAAAUUAAGGUUGAUCUUGAUAAACUCGAUGAAGUAGCGAGCAAAAGCAUAAAGGACAUAUUUAUUGCCAAAGUCUCAGCAAUCGAUGAUAUAGAGGGUUCUAAAAGAACUGCCAUAGAUGAUAUCAAAUCAACUACUGUACAACUUAAGACGGAAUUCAAUAGUGAUAUUGACAAAGUAAAGACACAGGCAGUUGCAGAGAUAGAAGACAUGAAGCAAACUUUUAUCGACACUGAGUAUCAACGUCUGAAAGCGGAUUUCAAGUCUGACCUACUGGAAUUUAACCAACAGUACCACAGCACCAUUCCUCUCUCGUCUAUAUUCGAUGAACAUGAUACACAUCUUCAAGGUUUCUACGUUCAACCUACUAUGAAUUCAAUUGAAGUGCAAAAGACAACAUUAAGUGGUCCUGCUGUAGAAGUACGGAAGCCAAUUAAAUCUUUACAAGACGUUUUCUAUAGGAAAUCGAAACCGUGUUCCAACAUAUACUUGACGUCAGGAGCUGGCCUAGGGAAGACCGUGUUUUGUAAACAGUUGGUGUUGGCAUGGUGCCACGCCCAUGGAAAUCAUAGUAGUGAAAGUAAAUUGUUUGUAGAAUACAUGCAGGUAAUGAAGGACUUUGAAUAUAUUUUUCUACUUUCUUUGAGAAAUUCUACCGCACAGUGCGAUGUUGAUGACAUGAUUGCAAGUCAAGUUGUUCAGAAUUUAGCAAACGACUUAAAAUAUACUCCAGAUUUUAUGCAAAGACUUCUCCAUCGCGAAAAGUGUUUAAUUCUUUUAGACGGCCUUGACGAAUGGUCCCAUCCCGAACCAAGUGUGUCAAUCUGCACAAAGACACAAGAUGAUUUACCACAUAGAAAACCUAGACAAAACUGCACAAUCCUCACUACAACUAGAUCUUGGAAAUUAAGCAUUGUUAACCUCAAAUCCAGCCAGAUAGAUAACCAUAUCGAGAUAGGAUAUCUUGAUGACGAAUCUUCACGACAGUUAAUAGCAAAUGCUGUUAAAAAGAUCUUAGUUCAGGACGAUACUGAUACUUGUAUUAACGAUGGAACAAAUAGUCAAAUUGAAGAUACAACAACUGAAAUACGCUCAAGGUCUACUCCGGAGUUUGAAAAGAACCCGCUUAUACUUACUUACAUGAUUUGCUUGUUAUGUGAUGGAAAAUCUCUAGGACAAUCAAAGAGUGAAUUAUAUGCAAAUAUCAUAGAUUUUCUACUUCAUCGAUGGGAAAAACGACAAAAAAAGGUUACAAAAGUCGUUUUCGCAGAUAAUGCUGUUGAUACUGUUUUACUGCCAGCCGUGUUCAGAAAUUGUGGUCAUAUUAAAGCAUAUGGGAAAAUCCUCCUAUCGUUAGGGCAGUUAGCGUUUAAAGCUUUGUUUUGUGAAAUAGAAGAAAGAUCUCUCGUUUUCAGAUGUUCUCUGAUGGACAGCUGCCUUAAUGAAGACGAAAAAACGUUCUGCUUAUCAGCUGGACUUCUGAUACAAAACAAACUUCCGGGAAGAUUAAUAUCGAAUGAGACUACAGUUUCGUUUUCACAUAAAACGUUUCAGGAGUUCUUAGCAGCCUUGUACAUCUACGCAAAAGCUGAUCACAAUGAUGCGAAAGAAUCGGUGUUAGAGAAGUGUAAUUCAGUUGAAAAUAUCCUUGAAAUGUCAAAUGUCUUUAUAUUUCUUAGUGGACUUUGUCCUGAACGGUUGCACAUUCUCACAAAAGAGCUCAGCAAAAUUAUUAAUGGUGAUAAAAUGAUAAUCCAAUUCAGAAGUAAGAGUACGCUUUCCUUUGGCCAACACACUCUCUAUAAAACAGUUAAAGAUCUCCAAGAUAUGUAUAUCGCGUGUGUCAAAGAAAGUAAGGAUGCUAAUCAUGCAUCUGCUAACCCGCUACUUCAGGAUGUUAUCAUAGACAGAGACCGUUAUAAAGAAGGACAUCUUCAAAUGUUGCAGCAGCUAAUAAAAACGAAUACUGAAAACAUCAAAUCAAUCUGGCUUUCCAAUUGUGAAUCUGAAAUGGACACCCAAAAUCUCAUCAGAAAUCCUAAUCUGGAGAACAUACAUACACUCGAGAGUCUAUUCCUAUUUUGUCCAAUAGUGACCGAGGACCUUGACCAUAUCCUUGCUGGUUCUGUCAAUACGCUGAAUACUCUAGUUGCUGCUAGCGUGAUGUGGAAAGGUGAAUCAAGGGCAGGUAUAUAUCGCACACUGUCAGAUAGCAGUGUAAAGUUAAUACGAGACAUGAACUAUCUGACAUCUUUAAGUUUAUUUAACUUCAGAAUGUCUCAUUGUUUGCUGCAGAGUCUGAUAUCACACCUGACACAUCGGACAUGUAUGAAACAUAUAACAUUGGUUCACAUCACAUGUAUAGAUCAUGGUGAGUCAUGUCCCGGUUUCAGUAUGGAUCUGUCUCAGCAUGAUCAACUCGUUACAACUGGACUAGGUGGUCUACCUUUAAUACAUGUGCUAAUAAACACUUCAGUAUUAGAAGUGUGUUAUGCUGGACCGUUGCAAACGUCAAGCUCAUUUUCUUCCUUCCUGAACUGUCUACCCGAUGCAAAGAAAUUAAGACUAUUUUACUAUUUUCAAUUACACGAAAGAGGAAAUGACCUUAGUAAUAUGAUGGAUACAAUUCCACGACUAAAUACUAUCAAGGAACUUGUUGUUGUAAAUACUGAUAUAAAGAACAAAGUAUUGAAACUAUCGUGUGAUGCAAAUAUUGAAUAUAUUCAUAUGAUGAAUACAACAAUGACAAGUUCAUCACUGGAACAGCUUGUACAGCAGGUUGAACAGCUCCUACAGUCAGUUCAGGUAAUGCUAGAAGAAUGUACUGUAACACCAGCGGAGGAAUAUGAGAGGAUAACUGAUUAUAUAAAAUCUUCGGGUAGGUUUGAAGUGAUUCUGGAUGGAGAAAAUGAAAAUGUUUAUGGAGUGAAGUCUAAUAGCUUUGUAUUCAGAACUAUUAGAGACUAAAACUAUGCGUUACAUCAUUAGCGUGUAAGAAUCAGCAUAGAUAAGGGCUAGGCAAAAGCAAUGAAUUGAAAUUGUACACAACAGAUAUGAGUCUAUUCUGUUUUUAAAAAAAUCUUCAGUCUACAUUUCUCCAAACUUUAUUUAUGUAUACCAAAGUUUCGAUUUUUUCCCCAAGUCUAGAGUCAGCUUAGAAUAUCAACAAGUAAAGUAUGGCAAAAAAUAGUGUGUGUAUGGUACCAGUCUUUGGAUUGUUGGUGAUUUGAGGUCACUAUGGACUUGUUCUUUGACCUACUGACCCCUUAACAAGUAUGGAAGUAGACCAAAUCUUUUGUUAGAUAUUUAGUGGCCACUUUUUUCAGUCUAGAGGUCACUGACCCUGACCUUUGACUUUCUGACCCCCAAAACUAAAGUAGCCAUCUACUGACAACAGGCAAUCACCCUACGAAGUAUGACAACUGUAGGUCAUAGAACUAUUAGUUCUUGAGCAUAAUCUUUUCAGUCUCAGUGUCACAAUGACCUUGACCUUUGAUUUACUGACCAACGUAACAAUAGAGGUCAUCUCAUAAACACUGACAAACAUCUAUUAAAAGAACAAGGACUCUAGUCACUGAUAGGAAACCAAUUGAUUUACCGACAGACGGACAGUGUGAAAAACAAUUUAUCCCUUCUUCCAAGUAGGACACACAAUGCGUAACAAAAUCAGUUAGUUUGAUACAUAAUGCCUCAAGUUUGUCGACUUUAUCAUGACAUAUAAAUAGGCAUUGUAACUAAAAAUGCAAAAUAAUAGGCACUAAGUAGUAAAGUAAUUGUUUGUUUUGAAACAGUAUAACCCCAUUUAACCUUUAAUCCCCGGUCCGAACCAACUAAUGCCGGACAAUUUAAAAUCCACAGGUUUAAACCCAGUAAAAAGUUUUAAAGUUAAAUUUAAACACAUAUAAUAUAAUGAGUUUACAGAAUAAAAUAUAUUGUUUGAAAGAAAGAAAAUUUACUGAUAAUAUAAAUCCUCACUAUGUUACGGCAAAAAAACGGGAAAAGAAUGAUAAUGGCCACCUGUUCGUCUUGUAGAAAAAUGAAAUCAAAGUUUGUUAAAAGUACUAUCACAGCAGGUAAUUUAGAUAUUCAUAAAGCAAUGUUACCUUUAUUAUCUAAGAAAGGUGUAACACUCCCAGGAUAUAAUUAUUGUGGACCAGGAAAUCCUUUAGAUAACGGACCUCCUGUCAACGAACUGGAUGCAGUAUGUAUGGACCAUGACUUUUGCUAUGACAGCGGUGUAAAAAAAGGGUACAUGCGACAAAGAAAUGCUUUCCAACUUAAAUAAAACUAAAUCAAAAACAUUUGGAGAAAAGAUUGCAAAACAUUUAGUUGUAAAACCUGUAAUUAAAACGAAAUACAAACUUGGGCUGGGACAAAAGUCAAAAAACGGGAAAAGGGGGUAGAGUAUACCCCCGGAAUCACUGCAGAGCCGGUAACUCUGAGUUACCGCUGGAGCGACGAAUUAGCAGAAGAAUUACACAAACCAAUUAAAAGAAAAUUUAGGAAACGAAGAGUGAUAGUUAAUAACAUUGAUGAUACUUGGUCAGCUGAUUUAGUUGACAUGCAAGCUUUUUCAAAAUAUAAUAAAGGAGUAAAGUACUUGUUAACCGUUAUUGAUAUAUUCAGUAAAUAUGCUUGGGUUAUUCCAUUAAAGAAUAAAACUGGAGAAUCUGUUACAGAAGCAUUUGAAAAAAUAGUUUCAGAAGAUAGAAUUCAGGGACGAAAGUCCCCGAAGACUGCAAGGAUU